Messenger RNA from Alligator sinensis (Chinese alligator), 1839 nucleotides. Its product is annotated as papilin-like. The transcript is spliced from 12 exons. The coding region runs from base 1 to 1734 and encodes 577 amino acids. Gene Ontology annotation, cellular component: extracellular region. Lineage: Eukaryota; Metazoa; Chordata; Crocodylia; Alligatoridae. The record is from RefSeq and is a predicted model, not a curated record. Gene Ontology annotation, molecular function: serine-type endopeptidase inhibitor activity. Gene Ontology annotation, biological process: antibacterial humoral response; innate immune response.
AUGGAGUCAGGCACCGUCCUCCUCCUCCUCCUCGCCGGGGUCCUGGCCCAGCGGGCAGAGCUGAGCACCGCGCCAGACAAUGAGAAGGGGGCCAUCACCAAGCGGGGCGAGUGCCCCCCAGACAGCCAGGAGGGCAGGAGCCCGUCCUGCCUCUACUGCCUCCUGGACGAGUCCUGCCCCGGGAUGGAGAAAUGCUGCAGCGACGGGGGCAUGAGAGCCUGCGUGCUCCCUCCCACAGUGCACCUGGGGUAUUGCCCCAAGCCAGAGCCGGGCCUGGUGACCACCUGCCUGGUGAACUGCGUGAACGACACCGAGUGCGGGCCGGGCGAGAAGUGCUGCGUGUCGGGCUGCGUGGGGGUGGGGGCAGCGCCGGCAGCAGCCGUCCUCCCUCCGGCCCGGCUCGCGGGUGCACACGGUCACCGGGACCCCGUGACCCAAAUCGGGCUGGCAGCGCAGGCUCUGCGGCCAUCCAGCGCCCGCCCGGGCACGUGCCCACAGGUGAUGGUGCACCCAAGCUCCAGACCCUGCCAGAGCCGCUGCGAGGACGACAGGACCUGCCCCAGGAACCAGAAGUGCUGCUUCACUGGCUGCGGCCUCAAGUGCGUGGACCCGCAGUGGGACGCUCGCAGCAUCGCCCAGUCCCCCGCGCCCACUGGAGGGGACUGGAGCGGGCAGCAGGAAGGUGGUGCUGAUGGGAAGCCACAGAAGCCCGGGACCUGCCCCGCUGACCCGAUCCGGUGCAUCCGGUCAUUCCCCCCGCUGUGCCAGGUCGAUGCCGAUUGUCCGGAGAUGCAGAAGUGUUGCUACAAGGCGUGCCAGUUCCGCUGCGUCCUGCCAGGAGACACGUGCCAGCUCCCCGUGCAGAAGGGGCUCUGCGACGCCUACUCCCGCCGGUUCUUCUUCAACGCCACGGCCGCGCGGUGCCAGGACUUCCUCUACAGCGGCUGCCGCGGGAACGCCAACAACUUCCGCACGCGGGAGGAGUGCGUCCAGACCUGCGAGGGCCAGGAGGAGCCCAGCCCUGGCCCUGGCCCCGUCCCCGUGGCGGGGGGCUGCGAGCGGCGAUGCCUCUAUGACCACGACUGCGCCCGGGGAGAGAAGUGCUGCAGCCUGCGGUGCCGCCGGGAGUGCGUGGACCAGAGCUCGCUGAAGCGCGGCUACUGCUCCAUCACCCCCGGGCUCUACUUCACCUACAACUGCAAAGCCACGUGCCGAGCGGACGGCGAGUGCCCCGGGGACGAAAAGUGCUGCCUCCAGGGCUGCGACUACAAGUGCAUGACCCCUUCCAAAGAGAAGCCUGGCAUCUGCCCGCUGGCCGCCCCAACAGCCCCGUGCACACACCCGUGCGGGGAGGACGACGACUGCCCAGGGGAUAGGAAGUGCUGCCAGAGCAGUUGCGGCCCGACGUGCCUGGCCCCCGAUCGAGCCAAGCCGGGCGAGUGCCCCAAGGUCAGGCCCUGGCAGACACUGGUGCCAUGUGAGGGGAACGACACGUGCACCCACGACCGGGACUGCCCCAAGCAGGAGAAGUGCUGCUUCGGCGGCUGCUUCCAGCAUUGCCUUCGCCGCAGCAGAGAGCACCCCGGCGUGUGCCCCAAGCCGUCAGCCUGCAGCACCCCGGAGGAGAGGCACCACAACCAGUGCCUGGAGGACAGCAUAUGCCAGGGACACGAGAAGUGCUGCGACACCGGCUGCGCCUGGGAGUGCGUGGCCGUGCGCAAGGGCGCAGCGUGACCCAGGAGACCCCUAUCCUGGACGGAAGGUGCCAGGGUCCCCCCUUCCUCGGCUGCUCCGCCCCGGGGCUGCUAGCCUGAGCAAUAAAGGGAACGGCUGCACCAA